AUGUCCAUCAAGUUGUACGACGCGAGCGGUUUGAGCCAGGAGUUUUCAGAUUCAGAGGUGGACCUGAAAAAGGAUCACGGUGUUUCCUUCGUAGAAGCCGUUGUUAGUUCGGGAACCUGGAUCUUCUACACCUACCCAAACUUCAAUGCCGCCAACAAUGCUGGCCCAUCUAACUACAAAGUUCUCGAGCCUGGACCACGUGUAACGAUCUCGAGUGUGAAUGGCUCCAUGCUCCUCCUUCCGGACCAGGCAGAAGGAAUCCUUCUGUUCGAGCAUAGCUUCUACGGUGGAACCAACAAGGUAUUCAAAAUACAUAAGCUUUCAAUAAUCAGCAGCUCACGCUCUCUGUAAAAAACGCUCUGCUCUGUCUUACAAUUCUCAUAAGACAACAAAGAGAGAUCAGCAGUAAGUAGCAAUCAGUUCUAAAUGGAUUACAGGAUAGUGUGGCAUCAUAGAACAUGAUCGUUUUUUUCAUUUUCUUAAUUUUGAACAAGGAUUUUUAGUUAUUUUGGUUUGAAAUUGGCCGUGAGUGAACUCGGGCCUGGAAUCAUUUUUUUAAAAAGUAGAUUAUUUCCGAUAAUAAUCUUCAAAGUCACUCAGACGGAGGCAAAUAAGAUAGCUUGUUUCCACAUGGAUUCAUAUUCAUAAGGAAUCAUAAACAGAUCAUCUAUACAUCAUACAGACAUGUGAUGUAAGUGACGGGCGCAAGAGGCAUUGAAAAGCGAUCUGAUUGUUGUAAGAGUAUAACUGAUUAUUUUGUCCACAUACCCCUGUCUUUCCCUUCGAUACCAAAUGGCGUAUGUUUCGUGACAAUGUGUAGCACUUUUUCCCAGUUAACCUCAUAGCUCUGGUUCGUGCUAGAUCUCCCUUCGCAGUUCCUGGAAGAAUAUUUAGUGGAUUUCGAAAAUUCAUGUCAAAUGAGGAGUUUAACCAGAUUUAAAACUUUUCUCAAAAGACACUCCUGCAAACGAGCUUAUUAUUUUACUUAGUGUCUUAGAGGUUAGAUGCUAGUACAAAAUUAUUUCUUUUGAAAGAUGUUUCUCCUUUAUCUGGGUUCUAUUCUUUCCACAAUUUCGUGCAGUGGUUUAAAGAAAGUUGCCCAGAUCUGAACCCCUUUUUCCCAGCCGGGAAAGCUGGAGGAGUCUCCUCUGCCAUCGUGUUAUCCAAGAACCAGAAGUUUUUAGCCUUCACCAAAACCAACUAUAAGGGCUUACAACAGCAACUGGAGCCAGGCAAG
Molecule: messenger RNA, 1237 nt
Organism: Pocillopora meandrina
Lineage: Eukaryota; Metazoa; Cnidaria; Anthozoa; Scleractinia; Pocilloporidae
Source: the annotation of a GenBank genome assembly